AUGCGUUACUUCUCGGGAUCAGCUAGAGACUUAAAAGCUGCAGUAAAGUAUUGUCUUCCUGUGUUAGAGAGAGGGAGACAGGACGGAAACCUGCUGAGGGCGAAAAAAGAAAGGAACAUUUUGGUUAAAUAUAAUUUGUGCCUUGGAUCAAAGAUUCUAUCUACAGCCCAGAACAGCAACUCUAAUCUGUUAAAACACCUACAAAAGCAACAUGCUGCGAUGAAGCUAGAAGCUACCGGCACACAAACAGGCUCACUAUCCGAUGCCACUUCACCUCCUUUCAACCGUGGCACUGUUAGCCAGGAUAAAGUUGAUAAAGCCAUUGCAAGAUAUGAUGUCGAAGACAUGCAGGCUAUUUCUACAGUGGAGUCACCCGCCUUCAGGCGACUAGUUAGUAUGAUAACGGGCGCGACACAGCAGAUGGGAUGGAAAACAUUCUCUAAGUUCCUGGAGAGGGAAUAUACAAAAAUGGAAAGUGAGCUAAAGAAAACUUUUGAGGGACUGAAAUACAUCUCCACUACUGCAGACAUCUGGUCUGCCCACAACAGGAGCUUCAUGGGAAUAACCUCUCACUGGAUAAACCCCACCACUUUACAACGUCAGAAAGCUGCGUUAGCCUGCAAACGGAUAAAGGGUAGGCACACCUAUGAUCUGAUUGCUGGUGAGAUUGAUCACAUUCACUCUUUGUUUGGAGUGUCAACAAAAGUUACUUCCACCGUUACAGAUAACGGCUCUAAUUUUGUGAAGGCUUUUGCUAUGUAUCAACUGGAAUCGUUCUCUGACGACGAUGAUGAAGAUCAUGAUGAUGAUGUUACCUUUACCGAUGUUGCAGAAGUUCUCAACACCGCAGCAGAGGAAGGGAUUGUUUUACCUCCACACCAGCGGUGUGCAUCUCACACGCUUAACCUAAUUUCAUAUAGUGACGUAGAGAAGUGGUUUGUUUCAAACCCUGGUACUAAGGCACUGUACAAAAGCUCGGUCACUGUGGAACAAGGCAAACAGGAUUAUUGUGUCACAAUGAAGCCACUCACAGUUGCUCUGGACAUCCUGCAAGGAGAGGAGAACUGUUACUUUGGCAUUCUCCUGCCUACUCUCGAGACACUGAUGUCAAAUAUCCUGGAGGUGAAAGACAGUCUGACUGUGGCAACGGGCCUUCCUGAAGCCAUAGUUCAGGUAAGAAAUAAUCAACACUUUUGUAUUAAUUAGCUGGUUCACCCUUAUGAUUGUACAGAAAGACUGUAUGUAAUUAAUGGACCACCACU
Molecule: messenger RNA, 1262 nt
Organism: Cyprinodon variegatus (sheepshead minnow)
Lineage: Eukaryota; Metazoa; Chordata; Actinopteri; Cyprinodontiformes; Cyprinodontidae
Exons: 5
Coding region: 1-1206 (401 amino acids)
Source: RefSeq, a predicted model, not a curated record